CAUCCUAUUGAAGGUUAGUCAAAUUAUGGUUCUGAUUUAUAUGCAUUUGACAUUGAAAUCUCUUGCGUGAUACAUGAUUUGGUUCGUGGUCCCUCAAUUUUGCCAAUUAUGAUUCCCUUGGAGUUACAAAAUUUUAGAACAAACAUGACGAAUGCCAUCCAAAACCUCAUCAAUGCCCUGGUUUCUCCACCAAAUUUGGCUGUUGUGGUCACCAUACAAAACACUAAGUCUCAUGAAAAGGAAUUAAGGGAUGAUUCAAGCGUCGAAUCAUAUAUUGGGGAUGUUAUGGACAGUAGGUCUGAACUCAUGAAUGAAGAUGACGAGAGGUCGAAUGUCGUUGAAAAUAAUAAUGAGCUUGCCCUUCUAAAAGGUGCCAUCAAGGUGGCAGAUGCAGAUAAUAAGCAUGCGGACUACCCCAUUUCAUUUGACGCCAUUAAGUUGUUUGAUAAUGUUGAUGCGAUCAAGACAAAGCACCUAGUUUCACCGAGAGAACCUACACUGGGUAUUGGCUCUAUCUCACAUGUCCCUCGGUUUGCUCCCAGAUCCAAGAUGGUUGAAGAUUCAAAGAGUGGACUGCUCCAUUGGUUUAGCAUUAUCUCUCCAGUCCAGAAGCACGAGUGAGAGCCUCCACCUUGAGGACAAGUGCCUCUCUCCGUUUCUUUUAAUUCGCACGAAAAAUGAAGGCUAUUGGUCACUUCGCCGCCCACCGCCCCACGACAAUGCCUUCUUAGCCGUUCACUUCACUGCCCCACUAUCGACCACUAGCUUCAUAUAUCUUCCCUGGGAUGCAUUUGCCUCUUCUAUCAUCUUCAUCUACAUCGGAAUUGCUCAGCUUCCUUUGGCAAACGCUAGGUGACUCUUAUACUGUUCGUGCUCUUUCUUGAUCUCUUCAAGUUACAAUUUAACUUGCUUGUCAUAGGUUUACUUGUAACUCCUCAAAGAUUCAAUGGAAACUGGAACGUCAUCAACUCAGCCAACAUUUGAUAGAGAUCGGUGCGAACAAAGAAACUUUAGGCACCGUCUUAGAUAUCGUGAAUUACAUGACAGUGAAAAAAACGUUGCUUCAAAUAUUACUAGAUGAUCCAACGUUUGUGUCAGUUCUUCCGCUCAAGGUGUAGCAUUUAACUCAUUUAUCGUUUUUAAUUUAAUUAUACCUUUCUUUGCCUUCUACCAAAUUUCCUAACUUCUUCAUGUUUCCCCCAACUCUACCCUCCAAUUGUCAUUGCCAAACUACAACGCAAAUUUGUCUUCACAAAAAGAGGACAACAAACGGCAAGUGACUACAUAAUCAUCGACCAUGAGUACGUUCUAACAUUACUUCUAUUUUUUGGCCUU
Molecule: messenger RNA, 1335 nt
Organism: Cuscuta campestris
Lineage: Eukaryota; Viridiplantae; Streptophyta; Magnoliopsida; Solanales; Convolvulaceae
Source: the annotation of a GenBank genome assembly